AUGGCAAAUCAUAUUCAGCAUUUAUUCAUCAUUAAUCGAGCCGGAAGUUUGAUUUAUAGUUGGGAGGCCAGGAUUGAGACGCCAGAAGUCGAAAAAACGUACGAAUGGCCGAUAGAUGUGCAUUUGGAGGAGGUCGAUCAGAAGGCCGUCGUGGUAUUCGGUGAGAAGGAGGGUGUUAAGUUGAGAUAUUAUGUGAAAAGUGUGAAUGGGGAGACGGUGACUGGCACUCGGCUCCAACAAGGCGCCCAACAAGUCAAUGUACUCGAAUUCUUGCAGGAAGAGGAUAAUUAUCCGGUAACCGUCCGAUUCGCCGCCCCAACCGUCUCAACCAACGAGAAGAUCAUUCUGUCGUCAAUGUUUCACUCGUUGUUCACAAUUGCCGUCCAACUGUCUCCAUGUCCGAAGAGUUCCGGUGUGGAGGUUCUCGAGACGACACAAUUCAAGUUAUUCUGUUUACAGAGUAGAACAGGCGUCAAAUUCGUGGUGAUCACAUCGGCCGCAUCGAACAUCGCCGCCGAUUCACUUCUCUCGAAAAUGUAUGAAUUAUAUACGGACUAUGCGCUGAAAAACCCGUUUUAUUCAAUCGAUAUGCCAAUUCGAGCACAAAAAUUCGACGAAGCGAUCAAGAUUUUGUUGGAGAAAGCAGAGAAGAGCAAUGGAGCCGUCACGUUUUAA
Messenger RNA from Caenorhabditis remanei, 675 nucleotides. RefSeq lists its product as uncharacterized. Lineage: Eukaryota; Metazoa; Nematoda; Chromadorea; Rhabditida; Rhabditidae. Gene Ontology annotation, biological process: endoplasmic reticulum to Golgi vesicle-mediated transport. The coding region runs from base 1 to 675 and encodes 224 amino acids. The record is from RefSeq and is a predicted model, not a curated record. Gene Ontology annotation, cellular component: TRAPP complex. The transcript has 5 exons.